AUGAGUGCGAAAGAGCGAGCAUUAAUUGCUAGAACGCAUGAAGAAUUUGGCAUGUGUUUAACAGCAGACAGACUAAAAGAUGACUUUGAGAAACUAGGCAUCACAGCUGGCAUAACAUUAUUGGUUCAUUGUUCAUUGUCAAAAAUCGGCUGGGUUUGUGGUGGACCUGUGACUAUCAUACAAGUGCUAUUAGAUUUGUUAGGUCCUGAUGGGACUCUUGUGAUGCCAUCUCAUACUGCGGAUAAUUCAGAGCCCAAAUAUUGGCAGAAUCCACCAGUACCACCUGAGUGGUUUGACACUAUUCGGCAAGCGAUACCAGGUUAUCAAACAGAUAUAACACCAACAUUUAACAUGGGAAAAUUAGCUGAAACAUUUCGUCAUUGGCCAGGUGUUUUACGAAGUCAACAUCCACUAUAUUCAAUGAUUGCUCUUGGUCGAAAAGCGAAAUUAAUUAUUGAUCAACAUUAUGAUUCAUGUGGUGAACAAUCUCCACUAGCUCGCUUGUAUGAUUGUACUGAUAAUGGUUAUGUUUUGCUACUCGGUGUACCACAUGAAAAUAAUACAUCAUUACAUUUGGCUGAAUAUCGCUUUCAAAUAGAUCGUAAUAUUAAGAAAACUUUUGUGUGUGGUACGUCGAUAAUAAAUCCCGAAACAAACACACGUCAGUGGUUUGAAUGGAAUGAUUAUGAUUAUGAUGCAAAAGAUUUUAAUGACGUCGGACAUGCAUUUGACUCGAUUGAAGGAAAUACAAAAAUAGGAAAAGUUGGACUGGCUGAAUGUCGAUUGAUGAAACAAUAUUUAUUAGUCGAUUUUGCUGUUAAUUGGAUGGAUCAAAAUAGAUUGAAAUAA
Molecule: messenger RNA, 849 nt
Organism: Rotaria sordida
Lineage: Eukaryota; Metazoa; Rotifera; Eurotatoria; Philodinida; Philodinidae
Source: the annotation of a GenBank genome assembly